Molecule: messenger RNA, 681 nt
Organism: Micromonas pusilla CCMP1545
Lineage: Eukaryota; Viridiplantae; Chlorophyta; Mamiellophyceae; Mamiellales; Mamiellaceae
Exons: 1
Coding region: 1-681 (226 amino acids)
Source: RefSeq, a predicted model, not a curated record
AUGACCGCGGGCCAGGGUGCAACCCUUGGCGGCGGCGUGACCGUGACCGGCGGCGUCGGCGUUAGUUCCACAGGCGGCGGCAUCACCGUGGUGAGCGGCGUCGGCACGGCAACAUCGAGCGGCGCCGUGAGCGUGAAGUCAGCAAACGCCGGUACGAGCGGCGUGAGCGGGUCCAUGACUUUGGCGACCGGGACAUCGAGUGCUGGUGUGUCGGGAGCGUUCACGAUGGACACGGGCACUGCCACCGGCGGCAACUCGGGGAGUGUUGCUGUGACGACUGGCGGUGCGAGUACUAGCGGCACUGGUGGCGCUUUCACUGUGGCCGUGGGCGACGGCGACACGGGCACAGGCGGCGACAUCGGCAUGACCGCGGGCAAGUCCAGUGCGGCCGCGGGAGGUGCCGUGGGCGUGACCGCGGGCCAGGGUGCAACCCUUGGCGGCGGCGUGACCGUGACCGGCGGCGUCGGCGUUAGUUCCACAGGCGGCGGCAUCACCGUGGUGAGCGGCGUCGGCACGGCAACAUCGAGCGGCGCCGUGAGCGUGAAGUCAGCAAACGCCGGUACGAGCGGCGUGAGCGGGUCCAUGACUUUGGCGACCGGGACAUCGAGUGCUGGUGUGUCGGGAGCGUCACGAUGGACACGGGCACUGCCACCGGCGGCAACUCGGGGAGUGUUGCUGUGA